Molecule: messenger RNA, 5859 nt
Organism: Larimichthys crocea (large yellow croaker)
Lineage: Eukaryota; Metazoa; Chordata; Actinopteri; Sciaenidae
Gene: fam168a
Product: family with sequence similarity 168 member A
Exons: 8
Coding region: 308-988 (226 amino acids)
Source: RefSeq, a predicted model, not a curated record
CUCCCUCUCUCUCCCUCCCGGCAGUGCAUCCCCCAUCCCCCACACGGUGGCCGUCUCUCUUUCGGGUGAAAGCUGUCUUCCCUGCGCCACUGGCCCCCGACAAAACGUUGCUGUAGCAAGAGCCAGUCCGCACCGACUUGAGGCAGAGCAGAGCAGAGCAGAGCAGAGCAGACACACGGGAGAAAGAAAGAAAGAAAGAAAGCACGUACGCACACGGGAGAAUCUGCUUUUAUUUUACGUGUGUUCGACCGAGUGACUUUGAUUUGCAUAUCCACUUCCACUCCUUCCUCAUUUGCAUACAGCAAGAAUGGCGAGCGGGCAUCCCACAGACAAAUUCAGUUUCAUGUAUCAACCAGACACGCACAAGAGUAAGAACAGGUUAUCUUCAGCUAUGAAUCCAGUCUACAGCCCCGUUCAGCCUGGCACCCCAUAUGGAAACCCUAAGAACAUGGCCUUUACAGGCUAUCCAGGAGGGUAUCCUGCCACGGCUCCCACCUAUACACCCAACCUCUAUCAAACAGGCAGUCCUGGGUAUCCACCAGGAUAUACUUCAGCAGGCACCCCGUAUAAAGUGCCUCCCACUCAGUCAAACGGAGCACCCCCUCCUUACACCCCGACCCCCACCCCAUACCCAACAGCGAUGUACCCCAUCCGCAGUGCCUACCCUCAGCAGAACAUAUACGCACAGGGAGCGUACUACACCCAGCCAGUGUAUGCGGCCCAGCCACAUGUGAUCCAUCACACCACCGUGGUGCAGCCUAACAGCAUCCCCUCUACAGCUCUCUACCCUGCCCCCGUGCCCGUACCUGCUCCACGCAACAAUGGCAUGACUGCCAUGGGGAUGGUAGCUGGGACAACCAUGGCCAUGAGCGCAGGCACCCUGCUGACAACGCCCCAGCACCCCCAGAUUGGAGGACACCCAGUUACUGUGCCAACCUACAGGCCCCAAGGGACACCUGGGUACAGCUACGUACCGCCUCACUGGUAGAGCCCACCCAUCAUAUCUGGAGUCCACCAUCGUAUGCAACUGCUCAAAUCUUACACGGGCUCCCACUGGUAACCACGGGAACUCGGCACCUGUCUGCAAGAACAAAACUAAAGUGCAACAGCCACUUUAUUAUUAUUGUUAUUGUUAUUAUGCGACAUUCUCUAACUUUUUUUUUUUUCUUCCAAAAGCUGCUUUUAUUUUUUUAUUUUUUUUUUCUGUUAAUUUGCCAACCAGUCAUUACCUUAUUUGAAUUUCUUCUCAUUUCCUCACUUUUCUUUUGCUGUGUCUGUCUUUGGAACUCCAGAAGGACUCUUGACCAAUCACGGGUGUCAGUUGCUCCUGUUUCUGUGUUGUGCUGGUGUGUGUGGUCCUUCCUGCUGCUGCUGCUGCUGCUGCUGCCGCCGCUCAGUUGGCUGGAAAAUAUCGGGCACUUAUUCCUCAUUAUCAUCUCCAUCAGUUACUACAAAGACUUAUUGACUUAUGCUGCCAAAUUUUCUAACAACUAGAUAUCAGCACAGGGUUUUAACAUGAUUAGGAUUUUUGUUUAUCGGGUUAUUUAAUUUUUUUAAUACUCAACUGAAUUAGUUUACUUCUUUGUUUUUCUUUCCAACCUUUGUUUUUUUUCCUUUUCACACACAAAAAAAAUCCGCUUUGUUUCAGUUUAAGCUCAGUCGUCUUCCAGCGUGUUGCCGUCUGUCCGGCGGUCCAUCAUCCCGUCGUUAUGUCUCUGUGUGAGUGUCGCUAUGAGCAGAGCACUUACUGGCCAUUACCCAUCCUGCUGCGUGUCCACAUUAACAUAAUACCUAUUACGCAUUAACAAAUCAUCACCUCCUUCAUGCUCCAUACUAUGCAGGCUAGUAUGUUGUGACACUAUCAAAAUUUUAACCAUAGCCUAGGUCAAAUGUACAAAUAUUUAUAAUAACUGUGUCAACAGCAUGGACGGUCGUGCAACACUUUCUCACAUGCACAACACAAGCAUGCACACACACAGGGGCUCCUGUGGUGUGUUGGAGAACACACGAUCACUUAGUGGCACUUACUGUACAAUACCUCCAGUUAUAUUGUUACUGAUCAACACACACACACAAGCAAACACACGUACAUGACAUGGAUUUGUAGAGGAGUGCAUGGCAGACGAGAAGGAGUUUAAAGGGAUUGCGUUGGCACUAGGAAAGGAGAAGAGGAUGAGACAAGGAGAGAGGAUGGCAAGGAAGGAGGACGAGGUCACAUGGUCACAGUCCGUUUUUUCAUUUCAAAGUACAAAACAUUUGAGUUUGUGACGGCUCACCUGCAAGAGGCUGCACAGACACACUGCUAUCUUUGCACUACAUGUAUUGUAGAUUGACUUCUCGCUGUGAGUUUGUCGUCUCCUCCUCCUCCUUCCUCCUUCCAGGCGAGGACUUAUAACCAAACACUCAACAGAUUCUUGAGUUAAUAAUGGACCAGUCACAUAAACGUGCUGAUAAGACAAAAAGAUUCAGUCCACUCGUCCAUUCCACGGUGCUGAAAAGACCAAACCAGUGACAUGGAUGGUUGUACACCACAUUUAGGAAAAGAUUGUGUCCAAUCAGAAGGCCGUAAUGUGUUUACACCUCGCCCGUGUCAUAUGGAUGAUUUGUUAUUCUCAGAAUUUGGGUCCACGUUUUUAACUUUGUGGGGAAAUUUCAGCAAAAUAAGAGUUAAAAAAAAAAAAAGAAAAGAAAGUGCUGGUUCAGUGUUCAUGGCUAUAAAGAAUAUUAGUAGGAGUACAGAGCUGUGAUGAUGCAGUGCCACUUCAUUUUUAUCCGGUUCAGUCCAGUUCGGGGAGGUCAGGAGCCAGUCCAGCAUGACCUUCAGGAGAUAAUUUUUAGACUUUUAGUAGUUUUUAUGAAAAAGAAUCAUCCAUUUGUUCACUCUGCUUUUUUUUCUUUUUCCUGCGAAAGUCAGAUUUACAAAUGUCUGCUUCUACUGACUGCAUUCAAGCAUUAUUCUCCAUUUUCUUUUUCUUUUUUUUGCAGCCCAAACCUUUAUUUUCUGAAAGUUAGAAGUCAUUAGAUGAGGAUAUUUGAGCCAGUGAGACAUGGGCCAUAUACAGCCAUUUUCUGUUGCCUUUUUAUGCUUCUACAUGUUAAAGGCAUCUAUGUACAUGCAAAGGCAUUGACCGACCCAUCUCAAUCACAAACACUACAAAAACACCAAGUAGUGGUAGUGGUGGUGGUGGGGUUUAAUAUUUAGGUGACGCCUGUGGUAUUUUUCAGGAUUUACAAAAAAAAAAAAAAAAAAGACUGAAAUCACAACUUCAUGAUCUGUAGAGUACAGAUUGGUAUAACAAAAAGCAUUUACUGCGCGGGUAUGUAGAUGAAGUGGUUUGAUAUUGCAAUAAAAUAAGAGGGAAUGUCUCCCAACUGUUAACAUACAGUAAUUAUUUUAUCAGCGUUUUGAAUUGAUUUUUAAAAAAAAUGCUUAUUGUUGUAAUCUCUAAAUAUGGAUUACAGGCUCUGUAUGCAGCCUCCAUUCAAUAAUUAUUACAGUUAUUGCUAAGAUGAGUAGAACAUAUCAAGAAUUUGGGUAUUGAAUAACUUUGUGAUGAAAUAUUGCACAACAUAAGACAAAAAAACAAACAAACUUGAUGACUAUAAUUUAAUGCUAAGUAACAGGUACCUAGGCUUUGUAGUGCAGGAGGGCGGAAGAAGCAAUUUAUAUUGUAAUUAAAAAUAAAACAAUAAGGUCGAGUGUUUGAGGUAUUCUUAGUCCAGAUGUUUGUACACUAGUAGAUUAAUUCUCAAGAAAAUAUUACAUAAUGCCGCUGUCGGAUGAAAACCGUCAGAUCUUUGAGCCUUAUUUUUAGAGCGACCCUUCAAAGAUCUCGAGUGGAUGUUAUUGGCACGAGGGUCAUAAAAUAUAAGGAUCUUGUAUAUUUUAAUUCAAGCCAGUAAAACCGAAAAGAAACAGAAACUGGAUUUUCUUGCGACAGCAGUAAUGUUACUCGUCAUUAGGAUUUAUUUAACCAACCACUACUUCUGUCAGUAUUUCUCAGUUAAAUCUUAUGUUUGUUUUUUAUUUUAUUUUCUUCUUUCCCUCUGGUCAAUUGAGCAUAAUGGGUAUGCAUAAUAUUCAGGUGUAUUUCACUAUAGCAUUGGAUCUCUAAGUAAAAAAAAAAUGCAGUAUAUUUAUACAGCAAGUGGUACAGUAAUGUAUUUCUAGCUAAGCAUGGUUGCAUCAGUGUGGCAGCUAUUGUUUGUGCUUUUAAUAUUUUUAUUUUUUACCUCUAUUAUAUCUCUGUCCUCUACAUAUCUGUCACUGAGGGGAGGGUGGGCAGUAAAGACGAGGUCUAGUAAACGAACUUCUCGUCACCUUUUUCUUUUUUUUCUUUCUUUUUUUUGUUAAAUAAUUAUUGCCUGAAUUCACAGACCUUGAGGAAGCAGAGGAUUUUAACGACAGCUGAAAUGGAGAGCAGUGUUUUGGUUGACUGAAAAAAAAGGGGUUCCCAUGAUGCUUUUGGAAGCCAUCUUUGCAGUCUGUUUCUGUCCUGUGGGUGCAAAGAUGUAUUGGAACAAUGUCUUGAAAAACCCUCAGCCCUCCGUGCCCUUUGUUCUGUGCCAUAUUUCACCAACAAUUGUUAAGUGAAUUAGUUUUUUCUCCUAAGUAACUGGUGAAUUCUGAGUCCUUGUUAUGUCUAGCUUCCUGUGAAUCUGUGUUUUCCUAUUGCUGUCCUAUUUCUCACAUUGUUGUUAAUGCAUAUUGCUUGUCUGACCUUUUUUUAAUCUUUCUUGCUGUAUCCUCUGUGUUGGUCCUAUUUUCACUUUGUGCCACAGCUCCAUUCAGAGGACAUUUUGCUUCCCUUUUAACCAUCCAAACAUUUAGUUUUAUGACAUUAAAGGAUGCAAAAUGAUGCGUAUGUUCUGCUCCCACCCAUGUCCACAUCUGCCUACUACUUUUAACUCGGCUCUCCACCCCUCUCCACCCUGUCUCAGUAGCACACAUGUUGAACUUAAGGAUAAAUUGGUGCCAUUGAUGGUGAUAAUCUUUUUUUUGUUUGUUUGCGAAAUCGCCACUAGAUGUCACCAGUGACAAAGCCCAGAAGUGGCAUCACCAUGGUUCAAAGCUUUGUGCCAAAUUGAUGAAUAAAUAACGAAUUGGUAUCAUCACAUUUAAGAAUAACAAUAACAUGUUGCAUUUUGUGCACAGAGAUAUUUUUAUGGGUGAUCUUUUCCAAAAUAAAUCAGCAAUUCUGUUUUAGGUGGCAAAGAAUAGAUCUUAAAGUUUUUAUUUGUUGUUAAGGAGGAGUUUAUCAUUUUAAGUUAAGUGGAAAAAUACGUUUAUUUUCUGGACUGAGGAUCAAUGCUUUUAAAAACUAACUCAGUCGAGAGGCAGAACUUUUGUUGAAGUAGGUUUUUCAUGGUGGUGAAACUGCUUCUUCAUUUCACUCCAUUCCUUGCCUCUCAUUUAUUUCAGUUUGCACUUAAGUGAAAAUGGAUAGUUGAACACUUUGAGUUUAGAGGGGGCGAUGCAAAGUUGUCUUAAUCAUGGGUCUUUUAUCAUCUUUUUAUCAUUCAUUAUCAUGUCCUCUGAUAUUUCUAUACAUUGAAAGGUGGUAACUUUUAAUGAGAAUUACUGUUGCGUCUCUUCACUUUGACAGUGAAAAAUGCGAGCAGAACCAUUCACGACACCUCUCCCCCUUCCAUCUUUCCUCUCCCCUCUCUUUUAUUUUUUUUUUGCCUUGCAGUUGCUAAGUCUUAGUUUUUUUUUUCUCUCAUGAAUAUAAAUUAAAACACUACUAUCACAGUAAAUAGUAGGCUCUUAAAUGUCUUCGAUGUUCUGCUGCAGCUUUUUAAUUUCAACUUGUCAGAGAUAUCUCUUAGUUUAAUUUGACACUAAAUGUGAUGCAAAAA